AGAGAGAGAGAGAGCGCAGAAGAGAAAGGGAAAAAAAAAAGAAAACUUCCUCUUAUGAUUUUGAGCAUGUUGUAGGCUCUGAUAUAGACAUAAUGUAGGGAGGGUCUCUGGAGAAAUCAGUCCUCUCGGAUGAGAUUAGGGGGAGUGUCUGAGGCUUGGAUCUCAGACCAUUGAGAGAGUCGGAUAAUCACCAAUGAAGCCCCACCUCGGGAGAGAUAGAGAUAGUUCAGGGGCUAUCUUCAGGCCUGCCACAGACACAGGCACACACACACACACUUACACACUCACACUCAGUAGCUGGAGUGUGUCACUCUAAUGUUGGAAGGAUGGUGUUUGCCACAAACUCAUCUGAUACUGGGAUAGCAGACUGGAAGGCUCUAAACACAAGUCAGGUCUCUGAACUGGUGCACCUUACACAGAGGAAAAAGCUGUCCUAUAAAGUUAUAAAAGACAUUGAGCCAGGAGAAGAGUUGUUGCUUUAUAUGAAGGAGGGGAAUUAUUCCCCAGGAAACAUGCCCCCGAAUAUUGAUGAAGAGCACACAUUCCGCUGUGAGGAGUGUGAUGAACUCUUUCAGUCCAAGUUGGACUUGAGGCGGCACCAGAAAUACGCCUGCACCACAGUCAACCACAUAUACGAGUCGCUGAAUGAUGAAAUCAAGCAGGAGGGAUUCGAUAAUGAACAAGUGCACGAGUGUAAAGACUGUGAACGCCCUUUCCCCAACAAAUACAGUUUGGAGCAGCAUAUGAUAAUCCACACGGAGGAACGCGAGUACAAAUGUGAUCAGUGCCCUAAGGCCUUUAACUGGAAAUCAAACUUGAUUCGCCAUCAGAUGUCCCACGACAGCGGCAAGCGAUUUGAGUGUGAAAACUGUGUAAAGAACGAGUCGUGGGUACCAAGUGACCUCCAUCCCAGAUUACCCAUUAAUUUGAACUGCAACAACAACUCUGAAGCGGAUGAGCACACACCUAAAGUAGACGUGUUCACUGAUCCCAGCAACCUCCAGAGACACAUCCGUUCACAGCAUGUUGGAGCUCGUGCACAUGCUUGUCCUGACUGUGGCAAAACCUUUGCCACUUCAUCAGGCCUCAAACAGCACAAGCACAUUCAUAGUACUGUCAAACCUUUCAUAUGUGAGGUCUGCCAUAAAUCGUACACACAGUUCUCCAACCUGUGCCGGCAUAAACGAAUGCAUGCAGACUGUCGUACGCAGAUUAAAUGCAAGGACUGUGGACAAAUGUUCAGCACUACCUCCUCUCUUAACAAACACAGACGCUUCUGUGAAGGCAAAAAUCAUUACAACCACGGUGGGAUUUUUGCUCCUGGUCUACCCUUAACACCAAGUUCGUUGAUGGACAAAUCCAAACCUUCACCAAACCUUAAUCACUCGAGUUUGGCUUUUAAUGAAUACUUCCCUUCCAGGCCUCACCCAGGAAGCUUUGCUUUCUCCCCUGCUCCACAUCCAUUUCCAACCCUGGCACCUGGAUUUCCAGGGAUUUUUCCCCCAGCUUUGUACCCCCGGCCUCCAUUAUUACCUCCUUCCCCUCUACUUAAAAGCCCUUUAAACCAUACGCGAGAAGCAAAGCUUCCUAGCCCCAUAGGAAAUCCUUCUAUACCCUUAAUGUCCUCUUUAAAUAGCAGCAACAACAAAAUAUCUGUAGAGGACAAAUUUGAAAACAGCAUGGAAAACUCCUACUUGGAAAAGCAUAAAUCCAGGAGCAGUGACCUGUCUGACGGUAGUGAUUUUGAAGACAUCAACACAACCUCCGGAACAGAUCUAGAUACAACCACUGGCACUGGGUCGGACUUAGACAGUGAUGUAGACAGUGAAAGAGGAAAGAACAAAGAAAAACGCAAACCAAUGGAAAACAAGCAAGAUGUUGUCAGUAGUUCUGUAUCUAGAAACUCAAAUAAUAACCUAGGUGAAAGACCGUUUUUCUACUCACAACAUUCCUUCUUUCCUCCCCCAGAAGAGCAACUGCUUCCAUCAAUUGGAGCAGCUAAUGACUCUAUUAAAGCUAUUGCAUCCAUAGCGGAGAAAUAUUUUGGACCUGGAUUUAUGGGAAUGCAAGAGAAAAAAAUGGGUGCCCUCCCUUAUCAUUCCAUGUUCCCAUUUCAAUUUCUUCCUAACUUCCCACAUUCUUUGUACCCAGCUUUUACAGACAGGACAAUGAACCAUAACUUACUGGUAAAAGCUGAACCAAAGUCACCCAGGGACCUUCAGAAAGUUGGCAGCACUAGUUCAGAAUCACCAUUUGAUCUCACCACCAAGCCAAAAGAGAUUAAAUCAGCCUUAAUUCCACCUAGGGUUUUGGCACCACAGUCCUCAGGGGAGGAACAGCCAUUGGACCUCAGCAUUAAUAAUAGAAGUCGAGCCAGUCAGAAUGGGGCAAGGGGAAGUCGGAGAAACCAUAUUUACGGUGACAGGAAACUGAUGACAAAUGAUAUGCUAUCAAAAGUUCCUCAUUCACAGCUUCCACAGCAGCCACCUCUCCACUAUGCAAAACCUUCACCGUUUUUUAUGGAUCCGAUAUACAGCAGGGUGGAAAAGCGGAAGGUAACAGACCCUGUGGGCGCUAUGAAGGAAAAAUAUUUACGACCAUCGCCAUUGCUUUUUCAUCCACAGAUGACGGCCAUUGAAAAUAUGACUGAAAAGCUGGAAAAUUUUGCCAACUUAAAAGCAGACACGGGAAGUACCUUACAGCCGCUUCCACAUCAUCCAUUUAAUUUCCGCUCCUCGCCCACCGCCCUCUCAGAUUCAAUAUUAAGGAAAGGAAAGGAAAGGUACACCUGCAGGUACUGUGGCAAAAUCUUUCCUCGAUCAGCCAAUCUAACAAGACAUCUCAGGACCCACACAGGAGAGCAACCAUACAGAUGUAAAUAUUGUGACCGGUCAUUUAGUAUCUCCUCCAACCUUCAGCGGCAUGUUCGGAACAUUCACAACAAGGAAAAACCAUUUAAAUGCCACUUAUGUAAUAGAUGUUUCGGGCAACAGACAAACCUGGACAGACACCUCAAGAAACAUGAACAUGAAAAUGUUCCAGUGAGUCAGCACUCCGGAGUCAUUACAAACCACCAUGGGACCAACGUCUCCUCCCCCAACUCCGAAUCCGAAAACCAUGCACUUUUAGACGAGAAAGAAGAUUCCUAUUUCUCAGAAAUCCGAAACUUUAUUGCAAAUAGUGAGCUGAACCAAACGGCGAGUCUGGCAGAAAAAAGGGCAGAAAUCCAGGAUGUAGACAGUUCUAAAUGCCUCAGCUUGGUCAACCAGAAAACAGAUGAUGUAGAUGAGGAAGAAGAUGAUGACUUAGAAGAAGACUAUGAAGAUGGAAGUUUGACAGGGAAGUCACAAGAUGAAACUGUCUCGCCUUCCAUGGAAAACCAAGAAACAUAUGAAGAGGAUGAGGAAGAUGAAGAACCCACAUCCCUCACAAUGAGCUAUGAUCACGCCCGCAGGUGUAUUGAGGAGGAAGAUGCCGGCUUGUUAGAUAUGGAACAGAUUCCGAAUUUUGGGAAGGGGCUGGACCUUCGAAAAACAGCAGAGGAAGCAUUUGAAGUUAAAGAUGUGUUUAAUUCCACCUUAGACUCUGAAACAUUAAAAGAAACUCUGUACAGGCAGGCUAAAAACCAGGCUUAUGCAAUGAUGUUAUCCCUUUCUGAAAAUACUUCUCUUCACACUUCUUCCCACAAUUCCCUGGACGCUUGGUUGAACAUGGCUGGAGCUGCACCAGAAUCAGGGACUUUCAAUUCAAUCAACCAUUUGUGAACACAGAAGUCACAUGUAACCAAGUUUUUAAAACAUGCCACAGUUUCAUACCUAUCCAACACAAGAGAAAGCAGAAUGGAAAGUGAAGAGAUCAAGUGGUCCUCUUGGUCUCUAGGGGGCAAACAUUAUGUGUCCCCUGUAUAAUUUCAGUUGUCGUAUUUUCCAUGUAUUGUUGGUCCUUUAAAGCUACCACUUGAUUAUACACAAAAGAAAAUGUUGUGUAAACCACAGGUUCCUGUUCAUGCCUUUACUCAAAGAUGGAUGCGAAGCACUGAAAGCCUCUAUAAAAGCAUGGUUUUGAGUUAAUAAAUAACACAAUCCUGCAAACGCCUGUAGAAGUAAGUUGAACCACUAGAAAUAUUUUAGAAAAAAGUACCAUUUUAAAUCUUCAAAACGUUAAUUUCCAUGCAAAAAUGCAAAAAUGUUUAUGGUGCUGUUGAAAAAUUAUUUAUAUAAAAUAGAUUACAAUAUUGUCAAGUUAUAUACCAAGUCAUUUGUUCCAUCGAAAGUAUAGAUUACUGUUUAAAUAUAAGACCUGCACUGGGCUAAGUUCACCUGUGUGCCUGACAAGUUACUGUAGUAGAGGGUUGCUAAAUGUAGAGUACAAAUUAGACAUAAAUGUGAUAUUUCCAAAUAAAUUAUGAAAGAAAAUUUUGGUCAAAUUUCAGUUAAACACUAUCGGGCAAAGGAAAAGGCAACUGUGAUAAAUACAGAAGUCAGCUAUUCCUGGGUGCCCUUAUUAUCAUGUGAGAACUGGAUUUAUUUUGCCUUUGAAAUUAUGAACUAUUUCAUUCUCAUGGGCACAUAAACUGGUUACAAAUCGCAUCAGCCUGCAAUCAACAAUUGCAAUAUUUUUAUAGUUCAAAGUCUUUUUUUUAUUUAAUGAGCUAGCACAGUAAUAAUCAACAUAAAGG
Molecule: messenger RNA, 4678 nt
Organism: Xenopus laevis (African clawed frog)
Lineage: Eukaryota; Metazoa; Chordata; Amphibia; Anura; Pipidae
Gene: prdm16.S
Product: histone-lysine N-methyltransferase PRDM16-like
Exons: 15
Coding region: 327-3764 (1145 amino acids)
Biological process (GO): positive regulation of transcription by RNA polymerase II; negative regulation of DNA-templated transcription; regulation of gene expression
Cellular component (GO): nucleus
Source: RefSeq, a predicted model, not a curated record